Molecule: messenger RNA, 1341 nt
Organism: Adineta steineri
Lineage: Eukaryota; Metazoa; Rotifera; Eurotatoria; Adinetida; Adinetidae
Source: the annotation of a GenBank genome assembly
AUGAAGUAUCCAAAACGUUUUUUAUUUUUAUGUUGUAUUUCUAUUAUAACAACUAUAUUCUAUUUAUUAUAUGGUAGUAGCUAUUCAACUGCUUUACAAUCAAUACCGAUACCUUUUACAUUAUUAUAUUUUUCUGAUAUAAUUCCUUUUUCAUCAUCUUCUCAUGUUAAGAGAUCAAAAAAGUUUUCGACAAUUAAUCUCAACGAUUCACAGCCAUUAUUUCAAUCUCAUUUAUAUUCUCAUUAUCCAUAUUUACCUAUUCAUAUUUAUACACAAAAUUUGACAUCAUUAAAAAAUAUAUCAAAACUUAUUUUAUUAGGCAAUGGAAUUUUUGGAGAUCGAAAAUGGGGUUUAUCUUCAAUUGGACAAUCGUCAACUAAACUAAUGACUGAACUUUCAUGUCCAUUUUUAUCAAAUUAUUGUGAAGUAACAGACAAUAAAACUCUAUUUCCUGAAGCAGAUGCUGUAGUUUAUCAUAUGCGUGAUGAUAUUAAUCUACGAGAAGCCAGAAGAUAUCGUCAACCAGAACAACGUUUUGUAUUUGCUCUUUGGGAAUCACCAACACAUACACCUAACUUAAAAUCUUAUAAAAAGUUUUUUAAUUGGACAAUGACAUAUCGAUUUAAAUCUCAUAUUAUCGCACCAUAUUAUUCUAGUAAUGCUUAUAUACAUACAUCAAGUGAUUAUUAUAAAUUUUUAAUACAAGAAAAUAUAACAAAAAAUCUUAAUUUACAAUUUCAAAAACCUAUUUAUCGACCAUCUGAUUCAAUAUUAGACGAAAAAAAAUUAGGUACAAUUGCUGCAUUAAUCUCAAAUCCAGGAGGUAGUAGUGGACGUCUUAUGUUUAUAAAACAUUUAAAACGUUAUAUUGAUAUAAAAGUAUAUGGCAGACAAGGUGAAGCAUGUCCUACAAAUGUUAAUUGUAUGAAAUUUAUUUCAAAAAAUUAUUAUUUUUUUCUUAGUUUCGAAAAUAGUCUCUGUAGAGAUUAUACAACUGAAAAAUUUUUUACGCCAAUUAAAUAUCCAAUUGUACCGAUUGUUCUUGGUCGAACAAAUUAUUCUUAUUUUAUUCCAUCAUCAGGUUUUAUAGAUACAAAUGAUUAUACGAAUUUAAGUUCUUUAGCUCAAUAUAUUAAGGAAAUUCGUCAGGAUAAAGAAAAAUAUUUAUCAUUUUUCUCUUGGAAAGAAAAUUAUGUAUGGGGUAUAAGUGGAUUUCUCACACCUCUUUGUGAUCUUUGUUUACGUUUACAUCUUGAUUCAAAACCAAAUGUUAUCGAUGAUAUAAGUGCCUGGUGGAAUGAUGAUGCAUGUACAAGACCACGAAAAUUUAAACGAUUGUAA